AGUCGGCGAGCGAGGUCUGACGGUGAGAUGAUGAAAAAAGUAUUUAUACCGUCGUACACUGGACUUCCCAAAGGACCUGUUCAAACCAGCACUCACCACCACCCGCGAACAAGCAUCAAGCCAUCUCACGCAAAAAGCUGCCAUCAAGACAUUCGCAAAGCCAAGCUUCUUCAUCUUUCCUCGAUUACUCGCAUCGACAAUGAGUCUCGGAUUCUACUCACCCUUCUCCAACCUCAUCGAUGAUCUGACCACUCCCUACGCGAUCUACAUCGAUGGAGCCAACGAUGGCAGUGGAGCAGGCGAAGGAGGUAACAAGGUAGCUGCUGCUGCUAGACCUCCACGCAAGAAUUGGACGCCUUCCGAGAUUUGGGGAGGUCCUAGGCUCGACAUUCACGAGCAUCACGACAAGUUCACCGUCACGGCCGAAGUUCCUGGAGUGGCAAAGGAAGACAUUUCGCUAGAAGUGGACGACAAGAAGCGACGCGUAACUCUUCAAGGCGCUUUCAAGAACGAGUACUCUUCGGGCGCACCCUCCAGCGACGUCAAAGCUCGACAAGAUAAAGCGGAAGGCAAAGUCGCUCACCCUCUACUGCUAGAACGUCAUUAUGGAUCCUUUUCCCGUUCCUUCGCCUUGCCACCUACAGCUAAUCUGAACGCUGUCAGCGCAAAGUAUGAAAAUGGAUUGCUCAAGUUGGAGAUUGCCAAGAAGGACAAGGAGGAGACUAGCAAGCCUAGAAGCAUCGCCAUCUCGUCGUGAGGGUGUUGGGAGUAGCGGGCAAAGGGGCAAAAGCAAGGCUAAUCGAGUCCUGUUCGAUGUAGCGAAUCCGCAAGCCGUCCACUGUCGAGCAACGCUAGACAAAUCUCUCUAUCACGAUUGGCUACACGCACCUUCGUUACACCUUCCCCCCCCAAAGAACACUACUAGACCGACGCCUCAGAUCC
Ceraceosorus guamensis is the source of this 942-nucleotide messenger RNA. RefSeq names its product HSP20-like chaperone. Gene Ontology annotation, biological process: protein complex oligomerization; response to hydrogen peroxide; protein folding. The transcript has 3 exons. NCBI's taxonomy places the organism in Eukaryota, Fungi, Basidiomycota, Exobasidiomycetes, Ceraceosorales, Ceraceosoraceae. The coding region runs from base 200 to 757 and encodes 185 amino acids. The record is from RefSeq and is a predicted model, not a curated record.